AUGGGUCUGAGUACGAAGGUUGAAGAGUCGGUACGUGAAGUUCAAUCACAAAGCGAUGCUAGCUCUAUAGCACUCUUAGAAGAUCCUGUUGCUGAAUAUGAUAUUCCACAAGAGUUGAUUGACCGGGGCCAUGCAAGACGUAUGGGCCACUUAGAAAACUAUUUUGCAAUGUUACAAAGACAAGAACUAUACUCGAAUUUUGCAGUCUAUUUGAAGAUGAAUAAAUCUGUCUCAAGAAACGAUUUAAAACAUGCAUUAAGAGAGGUGAUUUUGGAAAAUUCUGUACUAGCUCAUACCAUUGUACCAAAAUAUUAUCCCGAUCAUGAAGCCUUCUAUAAAAGUGAAAAAUAUUUAAAUGUUCCAUACCCAAAGCAUGAUUUUAUGAAGAUAUUACCGAGCUUAUCUCUGGAAGAUAUUAUAAUAAAUGAUCAAUCGGAAUAUACAGAGGUGGUCAACAGUAUUAUAGAUCAAUUCGUGAAGGACAAUGGUAAAAUCACAAAUAAGUUGUCCGAGAUAGUUUCCAAUAUUUGUAUUCCGAUUUACGACCAAUCGAGGCCAAAUUGGAGAUUACUUUGCUUACCAGACAACACUGAUGAAUAUUCUAACUUUGUGUAUAUCAGUAAUCAUUGUUGUUCUGACGGAACCAGUGGUAUCAAUCUUUUCCAAGAUUUAGUUAAAAGUUUGAAUGGUAAGAAGUCCCCUGAGAUGACUUCACCAGACUCGUUGAUCUAUAAUUAUGAAAAAGAUUUUGACAAGAUAUCAAAGUUACCAGCUGCAAUUACUGAUAGAGUUGAUUAUAGACCAGCACUAUGGAAAUUACCUCAGUUCAUGCUAUCCACACUAGGAAAAGUAUUUUUCAGUUACAAGUCUCCUGCUCCAGUCAGUACUAAAAUCAAUAUGUCUAAACCACAACCAAGUUUCCAUAAUAUUUUGAAUUUCACUCCUGACGAAUUAAACAAAAUUAGAAUUGCAAUUAAAAAAAACGCUUGUACCAUGACAUCCUUCUUGCAAACAUGUCUAUUUAUAACACUAAAGGAGCAUGGAAUUUUUGCGAACAGGAAAUGGAAUGAGUUUGGGUUUGAUAUAACUGUACCAAGCAACACAAGAAAGGAUUUACCAGAAGAGUUAGUGACUUCACAAUACAAAUAUGGUUCAAAUGUGGGUGGAUUACAUUAUUCCUUUUUAAUUUCAAGUUUUAUUGCUGAGAACUUUUGGAAACUAUGCUCAUAUUAUUCUGCAGUAUUGAAACAAGCUGACUUUUUACGUCCUCUUGGUACAAUCAUGUUGGAUUUUGUAGUCAAUAAGCAAAAUAUUGAUUCUAUGAUUUCCGACUCUUAUUUAAAUAAAAAGAGAGGAGGAAUAAUUUUAAGUAAUGUUGGUUAUUUCGAACAGAAUGACGACGAGUGCGAAAUUUUAGAUUUAAUGUUAAUGCAAAAUGUGGGUGGUUUAAAUUUCUCUUAUGCCGUGAAUAUCUGUAGUACUAAUCUUGGUGGUAUGAAUAUUUGUUUGAGUAUCGUCGAAGGGACCUUAAAAGAUAGAGAUGAUUUCAAUGCCUUUUGUGAUGAAUUGAAAACUACAGUAAGACAAUUUUGUGACAUAAAUUAA
This is a messenger RNA of Kazachstania africana CBS 2517, 1605 nucleotides long. RefSeq names its product alcohol O-acetyltransferase (gene ATF2). Gene Ontology annotation, molecular function: N-acetyltransferase activity. NCBI's taxonomy places the organism in Eukaryota, Fungi, Ascomycota, Saccharomycetes, Saccharomycetales, Saccharomycetaceae. The record is from RefSeq and is a predicted model, not a curated record. Bases 1 to 1605 code for a protein of 534 amino acids. The transcript has a single exon.